UUGAUUUUUGCCUCUGGAAAAAUGGUCUGCACUGGUGCUAAAAGUGAUCAGCAAUCUAAACUGGUAGCAAGGAAUUAUGCCAGAAUCAUCCAAAAGCUUGGGUUUCCUGCUAAGUUUAAGGACUUCAAAAUUCAGAACAUUGUUGGGUCAUGUGAUGUCAAAUUUCCUAUCAGACUUGAAGGUCUUGCAUACUCCCACGGUGCAUUUUCAAGUUAUGAACCAGAACUCUUUCCAAGUCUGAUCUACCGAAUGAAACAACCAAAGAUUGUGCUACUCAUUUUUGUGUCAGGGAAGAUUGUGAUCACUGGAGCUAAGGUGAGAGAUGAGACAUACACGGCCUUUGAGCAUAUAUAUACAUUCCUCACAGAAUUCAGGAAGAACCAGCAAUGAUAUACCUUCGAAUGGAACUUUGAUUUGAUUAGGUUGUAGAUAGUAGGUUUUCCUCUACCACUGUUCGGACUUGGAUUCGAAGUGUUAAUAUAUGAAGAGUGGAGAGGUUGCUUAAAUGCAUCAUUUAAGCAGUAGUUUGUUAGGACAUUUCGGUCCCAGUGGUUAAAAAUGUCCCUUCAUCUUU
Messenger RNA from Hibiscus syriacus, 574 nucleotides. RefSeq names its product TATA-box-binding protein-like. Gene Ontology annotation, molecular function: RNA polymerase II general transcription initiation factor activity; DNA binding. The coding region runs from base 22 to 390 and encodes 122 amino acids. The transcript has 7 exons. Gene Ontology annotation, biological process: DNA-templated transcription initiation. Lineage: Eukaryota; Viridiplantae; Streptophyta; Magnoliopsida; Malvales; Malvaceae. The record is from RefSeq and is a predicted model, not a curated record.